Messenger RNA from Anguilla rostrata (American eel), 2166 nucleotides. Its product is annotated as olfactory receptor 52Z1P-like. The transcript has 2 exons. Bases 204 to 1151 code for a protein of 315 amino acids. Gene Ontology annotation, molecular function: G protein-coupled receptor activity; odorant binding; olfactory receptor activity. Gene Ontology annotation, biological process: G protein-coupled receptor signaling pathway; detection of chemical stimulus involved in sensory perception of smell. The record is from RefSeq and is a predicted model, not a curated record. Lineage: Eukaryota; Metazoa; Chordata; Actinopteri; Anguilliformes; Anguillidae. Gene Ontology annotation, cellular component: membrane.
CAGUGAUUGGUCAGAGCUGUAACGUCACACGCUGGUGUGUAUUUUUACAUGGUUCUGUCCUUAUAAAAGACUCAAUGUUGGAGAUAUCUCUUUCAACCAUCCAGAUGUUCUGCAUGACCACAGAACUGCAAGCAUUCUGAAACAUUCCUCUGAAGGUAAAAGACCCCUUUCAAAAAGAGCACUGACUCUACAUCCAGGUGACCAUGGAGAAUGUGUCAGCAGUGACGUCCUUCAUAAUGACGGCAUACACUGAACUGGAAGAUCACAGAUAUUUAUACUUCGUAUGUUUUCUUCUUUUAUACAUUAUGAUUAUAGUGGCCAAUGCAGUACUAAUAACAGUAAUAUACAUUGAGAGAGGUCUGCAUGAACCCAUGUAUUUGUUUAUAUGUAGCUUAGCUGUGAACGGAAUAUUUGGGAGCACAUCUUUAUUACCAUCUAUGCUUGUCUUUUUGUUGUCUCAUAGUUAUGAAAUAUCUCUGACCCAAUGUCUGUUACAGAUAUAUUGUUUACAUUCAUAUGUUUACGUUGAAUUUACUAUUUUAGCAGUGAUGAGCUAUGACCGUUAUGCUGCUAUUUGUCACCCAUUACACUAUCACCUCCUCAUGUCUCCUAAGAAGCUAUAUGCAGCUAUUACAUUAUCCUGGGUGAUUCCCUUCAUUUACUUUGCCCUUUUUUUCAUAAUGACUGCUCAGCGCACAUUUUGUGGCAGGAUUAUUGAAAAAGUGUAUUGUGCCAAUUUUUCUUUACUUAAACUGUCUUGUUUUGAUAUGAAUGUUCAGAAUAUUCUUGGACUGGCAUUAACUUUUGUCUCACCUUUAACUCAGAUCCUCAUGAUACUGUUUUCCUAUGGACAAAUAUUCAGAAUCUGCCUGUUUGCUUCUAAGGAAUCUCAAACCAAAGCUAUUCGAACAUGCACCCCACACUUACUAACUCUGAUUAACUUUUCUGUGGGAUGCUUAUUUGAGCACAUCCAGAGUCGUUUCAACAUGAGUCAUGUACCUCAUAAAGCUCGCAUAUUCCUAUCCGUACACAUGGGCAUAUUUCCCCCAUUGUUCAAUCCUGUAAUUUAUGGAAUUAGCAUUCAAGCCAUUAAAGAUCAGAUUUUUAGAUGGUUUAGCAGUAAAAAAAUAAGUGAACCCCACCCAAUGUGAUUAUUAAUGUAAUUUACAUUUUGUUCGUAACGCUGUACCCUGUAUCACUUGGGUUGCCAGAUGCCAGAUUUUGGGCUGGAAUUUCCAGUUUUCUAAUUAUUUGUAGGUCCAGUUUGUAGUCCCAACUGGACAAUAUAAAUACCCAGUCAGGAUAACUGAAAUUUGACUGCUAGUAUGCAACCAGUUUCUUCAAUGUCCACUGUAACAGUUUUUCCUUACUUAACCCCUCCCCCCUCCCCCAAACCCUGAUCAGUUAAUUAAAAUCUCGCCUAUUUCUGCAUGCUUGAUUUUCGGUUUUGAUUCAUUCUCAUUCUGGCAACCCUAUGCAUCACAAAGUAAUUUAAAAGACGCUGUAACAUGAAGAAUAACGGAAAUGUUGAAAAUUUCUUGUCUGCAUAUUGCUUGGUUUAUACAUAUUUAAAAUAUCUGUACUGUGAAGUAUUAAAAUGCUUUCAGUGACCAGGAUUUUUUGUAACAUAGACCACACCUACUUAGUUUUGCCACAACCAGUCAAACAAAAUCAUUUGUAAUAGCAAGCACUAACACGGGGACACCCACUUUUAAAAAAUAAAUUUUAAAAACUGCAGGCCUCAAAUUUACACCUAGAAGGACACAUUGUAAAUGAUGAGUGCACAUGUGAUUUAUAUUUAUUUUAUAACAUUUCAUAUGCGGCUGCUCCAAAGACAUUUCCUCAGCCCAUUACUGAAAGACUCUCUCUGGGCGGCAGACUCUCUCUGGCUCCUUCAGGAGGUUGUGUUUGUGGGUGGAGCUGGAGACCGAGCCAAAUUAAUUCAUGCGUUGCACCUGCGCAACCUGCAUUCCAGGGACAAACUCAGCCAAAUUUGGGCUUCAGUGGUUCUUUGAAUGGCUGCUUUAAAUUGAGCCUCAGUCCUUGUGUGGGCUGUGUUGUGUAGCUCAAAGUGGGAAGACACUACUUCCUGUUACUUUCCGUUUUGUGCUUUUUGGUUUCUUAGGUUUUGGUCAGAGUAGGACCUGUCCUGUAAAGGCUUACUUG